AUGCAAGCCGCUUUCCUUCGAGAAUACAAGUUGGUCGUGGUGGGAGGUGGUGGUGUAGGAAAGAGCGCACUGACAGUGAUGUUCAUCCAAGGUCAUUUUGUGGACGAGUAUGAUCCGACCAUCGAGGACUCUUACCGAAAGCAAUGCGUCAUUGAUGAAGAGGUCGCAUUGCUGGAUGUGUUGGAUACUGCGGGGCAAGAAGAGUACAGUGCGAUGCGAGAGCAAUACAUGCGCACAGGCGAGGGUUUCUUGCUCGUCUAUAGCAUCACCUCGAGGAACAGCUUUGAGGAGAUUACGACAUUCCACCAGCAGAUUUUGCGCGUCAAGGACAAGGACUAUUUCCCAGUGAUCAUUGUUGCGAACAAGUGCGAUUUGGAGUACGAGAGGCAAGUGGGCAGUCAUGAGGGUCGCGAGUUGGCCAAGCACUUUGGAUGCCGUUUCAUCGAGACUUCGGCAAAGCAGCGCAUCAACGUCGACGAAGCCUUCUGCAACCUCGUGCGCGAGAUUCGUCGCUUCAAUAGGGAGCAAGCUGGUGCGAGGCCUGGUGCACCAGGAGCAAUGGGAGCUGUGGGCGGUAUGGAGUAUGCGCAACCGGGGGGAAACAAGCAAGAAGGAAGUUGCUGCGGUUGCAAAUGCGUGGUCUUGUGA
Molecule: messenger RNA, 648 nt
Organism: Ceraceosorus guamensis
Lineage: Eukaryota; Fungi; Basidiomycota; Exobasidiomycetes; Ceraceosorales; Ceraceosoraceae
Product: putative small G-protein Ras1
Exons: 4
Coding region: 1-648 (215 amino acids)
Biological process (GO): signal transduction
Cellular component (GO): plasma membrane
Molecular function (GO): GTP binding; GTPase activity; GDP binding
Source: RefSeq, a predicted model, not a curated record